AGAGGGGUGGAAUGCCACCGCCUGAGGAAUGUCAACUAUUCAACAUGGAGACGGCGGUUACUACGCUCGAGACCAUGGAAUGGCAGCUGAUCUGACAGAGUCUACAGCUUGCUUUGAGUCAGUCCUCCAAGCAAGGGGCCUGACAAUGGUCAGAAAUCCAUCCUUUAGGAGGAAGCUGCAAGAAAUGUAGCACACUCCAGCUUAGCUUGCACGCUGUUGAGAAAAAGGCCUCCAAUUGUGCAUCUUGUCUUCCUUGCCAAGGGUCUUAAAGAGAACAAACAACAUGUGAAAUACAGGCGCAAUACAUGUUCCAGAAGGCCGAAUCUGACCUGAAUUACAUUCAGGCAAUGUUGGAGUUUGAAAUGGUGAAAGGGCAUGCUGAUGGACUGUCUAAAGAGGAGAAUCCUCUGGUUGUCAUACAGCAGCUGUCACUGGUGAAGUCUCGCUACAAAAUGUUGUGUGAGCAGCUAGAAAGGAUUUCUACUGAGCGGCGGGAGUCCAUGCGGUCGAUCCGUGCUACUCUGGCCAAAACAGUGAAGCUGGUUCAGGAAAUACAGCACCACACUGGAAUGGAGAUCUCACCUCUAUCUGAAGAAGAAGAACUUGCAAUGCAGCACUUAAUGUACCAGACUCCUCAAGUAACAGAUACCCCAGAAAAACAGAAUUGUCCCAAAGAGCAUGAAACCCACUGAUCCCAGACAAAAAUUCCAAAAAUAGCUUGUAUGUGAGGGCACUCAUCAGAGUUGGAAGUUGAAAACUGAGGCUACACUUUAAAUGUCUAGAUUGCUUACGUUUUCUUUUUAAUA
This is a messenger RNA of Lacerta agilis (Sand lizard), 806 nucleotides long. It is a transcript of the gene SKA2, whose product is annotated as spindle and kinetochore associated complex subunit 2. Bases 306 to 692 code for a protein of 128 amino acids. Gene Ontology annotation, cellular component: spindle microtubule; outer kinetochore. Gene Ontology annotation, biological process: mitotic cell cycle; cell division; chromosome segregation. Gene Ontology annotation, molecular function: microtubule binding. The record is from RefSeq and is a predicted model, not a curated record. The transcript has 6 exons. Lineage: Eukaryota; Metazoa; Chordata; Lepidosauria; Squamata; Lacertidae.